AUGCUUACCAUAUUGUUCAUUAUCUGUGGCUUGCGUUUUUGGGUAAUAGCAUCCAAUAACAGCACCAGUUUGGAAAAUGUUUUCGUUCCGAAGUGCUAUCCACUAAUCCAGUGCGAUGAUUAUUUCUCAGUGGCUGGAUUUGUCGAGGUAAACUGGCUCGAAGCUAACUAUAUAUGCAACAGAGUUGGCUCCGUUUUAGCAACUGUUAGAAAUGAAGAACAUCAUCAGUUAAUGAUUGACUACUUGAUUAAGAACGAAAAGAUCUUUGGAAGGAAGACCUUCUGGCUGGGCGCUACAAAUCAGGUUAAGCGAACGUAUUUCUGGACCUGGCUGAGCACUGGCAUUCCCGUGACUUACGGCCAGUGGGCCUCAAAGGAGCCCAAGUCGGAUCGAACUGGGCAGGAUGCCUGCAUGGUCCUAGGAACUGACAAUCUCUGGCACAGUGAUUCCUGUAAUGAGAAACACUAUUUCAUCUGCGAAAAUAUUUGCCAGCUGAAUUAUACAUCAUUAGACAAAAGAGUAUAUAUCUAACACUUUCUCUUCUUAGACAAAUAUGGACAUUUUUAUUUAAAAUCGCCUAACGAAAAAUCUAAAGGAAAUAAAGAGCAAUUAGAAAUAACCAAGAAAA
Messenger RNA from Drosophila rhopaloa, 628 nucleotides. RefSeq names its product snaclec coagulation factor IX/factor X-binding protein subunit B. The transcript is spliced from 3 exons. Bases 1 to 531 code for a protein of 176 amino acids. The record is from RefSeq and is a predicted model, not a curated record. Lineage: Eukaryota; Metazoa; Arthropoda; Insecta; Diptera; Drosophilidae. Gene Ontology annotation, molecular function: signaling receptor activity.